UACCGGGCAGCUCGGAUUUCCGUGUGUAUAAAGUUGAUAUAAUUUUCCAAUUAUGCUAAUACAAUUUUGAAAGUUAUGUUAAUAUAAUUGUAAAAUACCUUAUAAUUAAUUAUGUGUUAAUGAUAAUCCAUAAUUUUCUAAAUAAAUAACGUAUCACAUUCUUUGAAACACUUUAGAGCUUCAACGUAUUUACAUUGUCAGUAUUUCAAUUUAAAAUUGUAUCAACAAACACGGAAUGGUAGUCAGCAGCUUAUCUAUAAUUUCCGAUGUUGAUACAGUUGAUUCAAAGUGUAUCAUCACUUGGAUAAUAGAUUUUCUGAUGGUGAGUUACGAGUUUGGCAAACUUCUGACUGUUGCUAUUGCUUUUGAAUUUGGUAAAGAGAAUGUUGGACGACUGACAAAAAUAUACUCAGCUACUAUUAGGAGCUACAACAAAAGCGUUGCCCCAAAAAUAUUGCUGCAAUAUCGCAGAAGUGGGACUUUAGGAUGAUCUUAUGAGGAUUAAGACCUAUUUUUCAUCUGGAUGUUUAAUUAAUUUGGACAGGUAUUAUCAACAAUGGAUUUGUAAUCAAGACAGAUGAGAAAACGUUUCUGAAACAUGAAAGGUUUUCCUUUUUGUACAGUAUUUCAUUGUGCCCUUCAACUAAUAAUUAAAAUCAAAUGCAUGUCAUCUUUUACAUUUACAGUCUAAGUAUUCAUAGUGCCCAUAUUACAAGCAAAAACAUUUAAAGUGCCGCGUAGUUUUCAGAUCGUGUAACAUUUCCUGCUCAAAGCAACUGUUAGUCCGCGUACUAAUGCCCUUCCCUUGGACAACAUCGGUGCCGUGGAGAGGGGAGACUUGCAGCAUGGGCAGCUGCCGGUCUUCCAUAAAAAACAAACCUUGCCCAGGCUUGCGCCCUGGAAACUUUCCAAGUAAUAAAUCCAUGGUCUAUCGAGACUAACGGAGACUAACACACAGUCCAAGUAAAAAAGGGAAUGUUGCUGCUGAGCCGCUGUAUUAGUUUGAAAGUUCUAGAAAACGGCCCAACGUUUGCUUUUUUUUUUCAUUUCUGCAUAGUUCCGAUUAAGGGUCAGCGAUCUGUAGAUCGGCUUCAGUGUCUCUCGCAAUUGGGCCAUAACCGCAAAUCCCAGUCAGCAAGUCUCGACAAAAGAAGAUUGACCCAGCAGAGAGAGGACAGCUGACCUUGGCGCUAACAUUCAGUGGCCAGAUUCGGGAGAAGUUACAGUCUGCUGACGCUGGGUUGGCAGAAGUUUCUCAAGUUGUGCAACAGAUCUUCGCAGAACAACAAGCACAGACCAGUCCGAAAUUCGUGGAGGAGAUACUAAAAUCUGUAGAAACCGUGUUGGCCAUCGAGUCUCACGCAGAGUUAACAGCUGCUUCUCAGAGCUGCGAACCCAAUUCCAUCGGGAAGAAUAGAUGUCAGCCUUCCCUCGCAGCGACGGUUCCCGCAGAAAGCCGGAAUCGGGUGGCAGCGGUCACUGAGCCAGAAUCAGGUGAUGGCUACUACCGCUGUCACCAUGGCAACUCAGCAGCGUUUUGUUUUCGUAAGUUUGGACAACAUAUUGAUCUAUUUCCACUCUUGGCAGGAAUACGUCCAGCAUGUCCGGAAGGCUCCUCGGCAAUAAUUUUCAUACGCCAAACCAGAGAAGUAUGAGCUCCACAAGGAACAGGUGUUGUUUUGGGGCGAUGUCCUUAUCCCUUCCAUUUCCAACGGGCCCGUGUAAAGUUCAAGCAGUCACCCAGUGGGUCGAACAGGCGCGGCCUGCUUGGGCUUUGCACACUUCUAUCACCGGUUCAUGAGAAACUUCAGUUCCAUCGCCGCCCCUGUAAACACACUCACCUCUAGGACACGUGAAUCAAAUCAAGCAGCUCCGGAUGGGCAGUGACGCUUCAUCCCUGAGCCGGUGCCGCAACGCCCAGACCCACCCGGUCCAUUCCUCGUGGCUGCAUCGGCAUUGGAGUGCUACUCUCACCGCACUCUUCUGCGGAUAACCGGCAGCACCCCGUGCCUUUCUUUCCCGUCUGUUGAGUCCCGCCGAGUACAACUACGGUGUCGGGAAGUGAGAACUUUUGGCUGUCGAAGAAUGCUGGAGCGGGUGAAGCACUCCUCUUGGUAUGGGCACAUCACAAGAACCUCCCCUGGGUUCGGGAUGUAAGAGACUCAGCUCCAGUCGAGCCCGUUGGGGUGGCUUCUUCCUCCGGUUUAAUUUCACCGCCACCUACCGUCCCGGCAGCAGGAAUACCAAGGCCGAUGCUCUCUCCCGGCGGUCGACGUGUCUGAGGCCAAUGCCAAUCCAGAGUCCAUCCUUCCUCGUUCGUGCUUUGCUGAAUAAAGACGGGGAUGAGAGCUACCCAAGAAUCCGACCCAGGCCCAGGUGGGGAGACUGCCAGCCAGCUGUCUGCCCCUGCCAUGGUGCUCCGGGGCGACACCGCUCUCGUAACUCGACAACCAGCAAUUCAAAGAAUUUACCAAAAGACAAUUCUGGCGGCCACGGACGUCCACGACUUCGUCUCUGCCCGUCCCACUUGUGCCGCGAGUCUGCUCUGUCCGCUGUCAGUGCCUCACCGCCCCUGUUCCCACCUCUCAGCGGAUUUCAUCACUGGCCUACUCUGUCUGAUGGAAACACCACCAUUCUGGUGGUUUUGGAUGAUUCGCCGAGGCUGCCCACUUCAUUACUCUCCCUAAGCUCCCGUCUGCCGGUGAGACAGCACCUCGUGGUUUAGCACGUGUUCAGUCUGCCGGCUUCACUCGGGACAAGUCUGAUCGAGGACCAUAGUUCAUGUCCCGUCUUUGGAAGGUCUUCUAUUCUCUUGUGGAAGCCACAGAAUCCUCUGGCAUAUCGGAAAGAUGGUCACCCUCGGGAAAACCGUAUUGGCUGUUUGGAUGCUCUGUUCACUCUGCACCUUCAUCCAAGGUGUGGAGGUGGUGCCAUGUGUACCUGGCUGUAAACUGGCGCACGGACACUGUGAAGAGGCUGGAGUGUGCAGGUGUGACCCUGGCUGGGAAGGUGAACUUUGUGAACAGUGCGUCCAGUCUCCAGGCUGUAUACAUGGAACUUGUCACCAGCCCUGGCAGUGCAUCUGUGAGAGCGGUUGGACUGGAAGAUUCUGUGACAAAGAUAUUCACCCAUGCAGUCAUCAAAGUCCCUGCGAGAAUGCUGGCCAAUGUUUUGAUGAUGGAGAGGGUGAUUACUGGUGUACCUGCCCGGAAGGCUUCUAUGGGAAAAACUGUGAGCUACAAGCUGGCCCCUGUGCCAAAGCUCGGUCUCCCUGCAGAAAUGGUGGGACAUGUUGGGAUGAAAAUGGCUUUGCUGCCACCUUCGUGUGCCGUUGCCUGGCAGGAUUUGUGGGCCCUCUGUGUGAGAUCGAUGUUGAUGACUGCCUGAUGCGGCCGUGUGCCAAUGGGGCCACAUGCCAGGAUGCGGUGAACCGCUUCACCUGUCUGUGCCCCACUGGCUUCGAGGGGCGUUUCUGUACCGUCAAUCAGGAUGACUGUGCGAGCCAGCCCUGCCAGAACGGUGCCAAGUGCUAUGACCGCAUCGCCGACUUUGACUGUGUUUGUCCUGAAGGUUACUCUGGAAAAACCUGCGCUGAUUUCACAUGGGUUCGCAAUGAAGAGUUAGCGACCAAACGUCUGAUCGAAGGGUACCGUGAAAGUGCUUACAAAGUUAGGAGCGUGACCGGCCAGCGACCAUGGCCCAGCAACCCAGAGACUGUCAGUGCCAGAAGGCACGCCCAUGACAACAGUGGCAGAAGGCAGGAGAAUGAGAAGGUGCAGCUUAAGGUGGCCGUGAAGGAGGUGAUAGCAGGGAGCAGCACACCUGUCACACACCAGCAGCUCAUGUGGCUCAGCAUCUUUGGGGCUGUGACCCUCCUCCUGGCGCUGGCCACCAUUCUGGUGGUGUGGAAGUAUCACUCUGGCUGUCACUGCACUCAUAACCACCUCAGGUGUUUGCAACAACAAGCAGCACCAAGUCCCAAGGAGGAUGGCAACAUUGCUUUCCUACACACUGCUGGUCCCCAGGCCAGGAAAGACCUCUACCUGGAUCCAAUAUAAACGACAGAAGGCCUGAGACAGGGUUGCCCAUACACUUGUCAACUUUCUCCCUCAGUGCAAACUUUCAGAAUGGAUUUGCACCCACGGGCGAGAUAAAGGCCCUGGACACUUGGAUGGGUUGAACUCUAUUCUCUUCCCCAGGACUGGGGUGUGGAAGUUUCAGCUGGAGACCAGUGAAUCCACAGAGAAAGACUUGUGUUCAAUGGAGAAAUAUCCCAAAGAGCUUCACCUCCAUCGGGAAAAAAUGAAAAACGACAUAGUGAGGAUAACUGAAAUUAUCCUCCUCCAAGAGCUCACCUGGGUUUUGUGUGCAUGAGAUUAAUUAGGAAAGAGCAGAGUAACUGGACUGGGCUCUGUAGAUCGAAUGAAUGGAACCGAUGACAAGGGUUUCAUUAACAAUUACAAAGCUGCAUUGACCAGGUCUCUGCUCCAACCUGCUGUUUCACCUUGUACACACUGAGCAGGAACUGGUCUCCGACAGCUGAAUCAAACAUGGACUCAGCUCUACAGCUCUGGAUAUUGCAAUAAUGAUAUGUAAUUUGUUUUUUGACCUGACUUUCAUAGCACAAGAGCAGAUCAUCAGAAUGUGGGUGAAUGUUUUUGCCAGUUUUUUUGAGGUGCUGAAUGUAUUAGGAAUUCAAACCUCACUGCCACUCCCUCUGGGGAGAAUAGGACCACACCAGCAUACAUAGGAAGCAGUCAAAUGUGACUGUCGUGAUAAGUUAUCAUCGCCAUGGUGCUCUACCAUGGCUGAAGGGCAGCCUGGAUUCCAUCCAGCUGGAGGUGUGGUGGAUGUAGUGUUACCCAGUGCUGGAACUAGCCUUUCCUCCUACUAUGUCCAUGCUGGCCAUCACACACCAACCUAUGUUAAUCUCACUCUCCGCCACCAGGCCCGUAGACUUCCAUGCACAGUGAUUCAAGUUCUCAUGUAAAUACUUAGAGCUGUGAAAAUACCAGCUUCUGGAUGUCAAAUAUCCUCAGGGUCAAAACAUUUAUCCUCACAUCACCUCAACCUACCUGUUCUUUUUGAUCCCCCCCCCCCCCAUUUAUACAAUGUCUCUCAAUAUUGACCCUCUUUGCCUUCUGUAUUGAACAUAUCUAUCAUCCUCUGCUCCUGGGAAAAGAAACUCAGACUCUCCCAUCUUUCCUCAGAGCUGAAAUUACCUUUCUCAAACUCUGGUGUAUUUCCUCUGCACCCUUUCCAUCGGAAUCACACCAUUCUUGUGAUGUGUCGACCUGAUCUACACGUCUCUCCCGACUGGUCUUUUAUAAAGAAGGACCCUUGUCCUACAUUUCCCUGGCCUGACAUUCAAAGCUCUGGAUAAAAGAGGCAAAGUAUCCCACUUGCUUUCAUUAACACCUUAUCUCGCUGUUCUUUUGCCUCUGGGAUACUUUGGCAUGCACAGUACAGCAAGAUCCACGACACCUCAAUAUUUCCUGGGGUUUUAACUUUCAUUAUGUAUGUAUUGGCAUUAUUAGUCCUCCUGAAAAGAUUUACCAUAUACCAUUUACCAUAUAAUUAGUAUUAAAUUCCAUUGUUCUGCUCUUCUAACUGAAUACCACCAGCCAAUAGCUGAAUAUUACCCUUCCUCAACUAAUACUUUGUCAUCUUCAAGCUUACCAAUUGCAUCUCCAACGCUGACAACCAGAUCAUUAACCAUAGAACAUUACAGCACAGAAACAGGCCUUUUGGCCCUUCUUGAUUGUACUGAACCAUUUUUCUGCCUCGUCCAACUGACCUGCACCUGACCCAUAUCCCUCCAUACACCUCUCAUCCAUGUACCUGUCCAAGUUUUUCUUAAAUUUUAAAAGUGAGCCCGCAUUUACUACUUCGUCUGGCAGCUCCUUCCACUCUCUAUGUGAAGAAGCCCCCCCCCCCCCCCCACACAUGUAGAUAAACAUCAAUGUCUUGGCACACUGUGGCACACCACUGGCCAUGGUUUUCAUUUGCAUAGACAACCCUCCAUCAUCACUGUCAGCUUCCAAUCAUUAAGCCAGUUUUGGAUUCAGUUUACCAAUUUGCCUUGCGUCCCAAGGGCUCUCACCUUUUGGACCAGUCUCCCAAGAAGGCUUUGCCAAAGUCUAAUGAAAUUUCAUGUAAACUUCUUGAAUCACACUGUCAAUGGUACUUAGUUACCUGCUCAAAAAUUCAAUCAAUUUAAUCUGAUGGAUUAUUCCUUUAACAAUUUCUUUUUCCAAUAGUUUCCCCAGAACUAGCAUUAGACUGACUGGAUUGUAAUUACCUUGUCAGGAAACGUAGAGGAGGCUUGACCCAAAAGCAUUGUAGCAAAGACAAUGCAACAAGGUAACUGAAGCUGAGGAGCAAGCUGGCUGGUUCAAAUGAGUGAACGAGGAUUGUGGAUGAGAGCUGGGUUUAAAAAGGCAAACGGCAGAUGACUCCUGUUAGCUGUGUGAAGACUAGCAGGUGCCUGCCUGUGCAGCCACCAGUGAUUUGUCCAGGCCCCAGCUACUUUUCCCUUGCCUCCCGCAGCAGCUGAGGAUACUUCUCAACAGGCACUUGGGAUUAAUCCACCUUUAAUCCAUUAAUAUACCGAAUAUCUCCUUUUUUUAAAUAGUAUUUUGUUCUUGAUAAGUUUUUACGACACAACCUCCUUUUUGUGGCCUUUUCUUGCCUGACACUUUCAACUCUGUCAAUCCAGAGGGACAGCUGGCUGGCUGCAGACUUGUAUGUCUGCUUUUGUAAUUGUUUGUAUGUGAGCUGUGAGACUUCCCAGUAUGUCCACAAUACACUGGUGUCAAACAUGACUGCCACCACCCCAACAAAUGUUCUCAUCUUUCUCAAUACAGGUCUGCAUGUCACCACUCCACUUCUUCCUGGAUUGAAGGCUGUCUGAAAAACUAAUGGGAACUACUAACCCAGCUGUUCCCUCCCCAAAGACAGUCACUUACCAUCUCCCUCAACAAGGUGCUGAACUUGGGUUUAAAUUACAUGGUGCAGAGAGCUGGUUAAUGACAGCAUUGUGUCCUGCGGAGGAGGCAACGUGAGUCACUUCCCCUCCCAUCACAGAACUGGGAAGUGUACAGAAAUCACAGAUUGAGGGGUUACAGCAGCAACACUUGGUACAGUUCAUUUUGUCAUUAUUCUGCAGCUUCAGGGUAAUAUUUAAUAUUUUCUAUUACACUCCCUUGUAAAUAAUUUAUAUUAAGCACUGUUGUAACGUGAAGAUGAGAUGUUUGGAUUUUGACUAUUUUUGAUACUUGGAAUUUUAAAUAUUUGAAUAAAGAAAUUAUUUGGGCUGAAGAACAUGAUACAA
Molecule: messenger RNA, 7333 nt
Organism: Hypanus sabinus (Atlantic stingray)
Lineage: Eukaryota; Metazoa; Chordata; Chondrichthyes; Myliobatiformes; Dasyatidae
Gene: dlk2
Product: delta-like 2 homolog (Drosophila)
Exons: 6
Coding region: 2850-4058 (402 amino acids)
Biological process (GO): heterophilic cell-cell adhesion; establishment or maintenance of epithelial cell apical/basal polarity
Cellular component (GO): protein-containing complex; plasma membrane
Molecular function (GO): calcium ion binding
Source: RefSeq, a predicted model, not a curated record